AUGUUUCCACGAAGUUCAUCCCCGUCAUGUGCAACGAUGCAAUCUAUGAGAUCGUUAUCACCGUCAACUUCAUCGUUCGGACGUGAUAUAUUGAACAAUCUGAAGCGAUCGAAACUGUACCAUUCGCUAUCGUCACUCGACAAAACGAAAUUGUGGAGUCGGUUCUAUGUGGACGAUGAAGACAAUAUUCAGCGAGUCUUAGACGUAGUAUCAGAUGAUCAAAAAAUUAUAACAAAUCCACGUUUGAAUCGAAAACGAAGGACUGUCAUGGUUAGACGAAAUCCUGAUCAAUUAUUUGGUUUUACAAUACAGUGUUACGUAAUAAAACGGAAUAUCGAUGAUGUGACUGAGAAGAUUUCCUAUAUUGAUUAUGUACAAAUGGAUAGUCCGGCUUUCGAAGCGGGUAUAAGGCCUGGUGAUGUGAUCAUUUCAAUCAACGGAUGUGUGGUGACGACGAUGUCGCAUAAAGAUUUAAUUGAUUUAAUAAAUUCUUUAUACGAGAUGCGAAUGGUGCUGAUUAACGAUUCCAUUAAAGAGCGCAUCAAUUUAAUUGGACGCGCCAUAAAGCUGCGGAAAUUGUUGAAUGAUAAAUUGUAUCAGUUGAAUAUCAUUGAUAUUCAGGAACAGAAUAUCCUAUUUAGUUAG
Messenger RNA from Anisakis simplex (herring worm), 645 nucleotides. The record is from the annotation of a GenBank genome assembly. Lineage: Eukaryota; Metazoa; Nematoda; Chromadorea; Rhabditida; Anisakidae.